Labrus bergylta (ballan wrasse) is the source of this 1263-nucleotide messenger RNA. RefSeq names its product acyl-CoA thioesterase 8 (gene acot8). Gene Ontology annotation, cellular component: peroxisomal matrix. Gene Ontology annotation, biological process: fatty acid catabolic process; acyl-CoA metabolic process. The record is from RefSeq and is a predicted model, not a curated record. Gene Ontology annotation, molecular function: fatty acyl-CoA hydrolase activity. Lineage: Eukaryota; Metazoa; Chordata; Actinopteri; Labriformes; Labridae.
UCAGUCUGAAAUGUAUUGCAGAAGAAGAAGUUAGGGGAAACCAAACAUGGCAGAAAAUAAAGAAGGUAGUUCUGAAUUACAAGAAUCUUCUAAAGAUGAAACCUCUGAAAACUCCUCAUCUCAAUUCACACAGGACCUUAAAAGUGUCUUGGUUACCAGCGUGUUGAACCUUGAAAUGCUCGACGUAGACCUCUACAGAGGGACACACCACUGGGUGCCUCGCGGUCAGCGUUUGUUUGGGGGUCAGAUAGUUGGCCAGGCCCUCGUCGCUGCUGCCAAAUCUGUCAACGAUAACCUCUUUGCCCACUCUCUCCACUGCUACUUUGUCCGAGCGGGGGACCCGAAGGUGCCGGUGCUGUACCAAGUGGAACGCACAAGAGACGGUCGCAGUUUCACGGUGCGCUCCGUGAAGGCCAUCCAGCAUGGACAGCCUAUCCUCAUCUGCCAAGCCUCAUUCCACACGCUGCAGCCGAGCCCCCUGCAGCACCAGUUCACCAUGCCCGGGGUCCCUCAGCCUGAAGACCUCCUCACUGUAGAGGAGCUCAUUCAUCUUUAUCUCAGCAAACCGGACAUUGCAGAAAAUGCAAAACAAGGCCUCAACAAACUGCUGGCUAAUGAGGUCCCGAUUGAGGUCAAGCCGGUCAACCCACCGCACUUUUACAGACUCUCUGCAGCUGAGCCAAAGCAGCUGUUCUGGGUGCGAGCACGAGGACAUAUUGGUGAAGGCAACAUGAAGCUGCAUUGCUGCGUUGCUGCGUAUGUGUCAGACUAUGCUUUCCUGGGCACAGCGCUGCUGCCUUAUCCAAACUACAGAGCCAAGUUCUCCGCUUCCCUGGACCACGCCAUGUGGUUUCACAGCACUUUCCGCACAGACGAAUGGAUGCUAUACGAGUGUGAGAGCCCAUGGGCAGGGGGCAGCAGAGGGCUGGUUCAAGGCCGACUGUGGCGAAGAGAUGGGGUGCUGGCUGCCUCAUGUUCUCAGGAGGGAGUCCUGAGAGUGAAACCAGUCAUGGAGCCUAGCAAACUAUAAACACAUUCCAAAAAUGUAUAUUUUUAUAAUUUAUUUGUAAAACUUAGAUUUUAUUUUUGAUUAAGUCAUGCAAUUCAUAAUUUAACAAUAGAUCAAUGCUAGUUUUAUUAAGACAUGUAUGGACUUAAUCAAUUGUGAAUGUUAGGAUGAAUGAUUGCAUGUUUUUGAACAUUAUGAGAAAAAAUAUUUAAUGCAUCAUUAACCCUUUUAAUAAAGAGCUAAUAUUCAAGCCA